Molecule: messenger RNA, 7792 nt
Organism: Parasteatoda tepidariorum (common house spider)
Lineage: Eukaryota; Metazoa; Arthropoda; Arachnida; Araneae; Theridiidae
Source: RefSeq, a predicted model, not a curated record
GGUGAAUAGUCGCCUCGGUUUUCCACCGCUUUGUUCCAUUCCUUCUCAGAAUAGCUUUAGGGAUGGACAAAAUUGAUCUUGGAAAACCCUGCAAUGAAUGGAAGAUCUUAGUUUAGGAAGAUGUUGCAUAAUCCAUUAUGAAGAAACUAACUCAAGAGUGGAAAAUAAAAAAGCGAGUAAUAAAGAAUAAAAGUUUUAAAGAGCAGAUUGACUUGUCAUUAACAAACUCUGAGAGCAUAAUACUUGUUGCACAAAAGAGACCAUCUCUAAUGAAAUCUGUAUCGGAUAAACCGAUCAUGUCUUCUUCCGACGAAGAAACCUUCAUUCGUCGUUCUCAAAGACUUAAACAAAAAUAUGACAGCCGAAAACAGAAAAUUUCAACGGUUGAUCGAGUCGAAUCGUUUACAAAAGAUUCUGUGCAAGAAGAUGCAAAUAUGUCUACAUUGGAUGAAAAUUACUGCAAUCUGUCGAAAUGGAGACUGCCAAUUACUAUUGUGGAGGCUUAUAAACAGAAGAAUAUUGAAACAAUGUUUCAAUGGCAGUAUGAGUGUUUAUCUAUGAAAGGAGUAUUAAAUGGCAAAAAUCUAGUGUUUUCUGCUCCUACCAGUGCUGGGAAAACAUUAGUUGCUGAAAUUUUGAUGCUUAAAAACGUUACAGAAACUAAAAAGAAAGCUAUAAUGAUUCUGCCUUUUGUUUCUGUUGUAAGAGAAAAAGUUCAUUAUUUCCAGGAUAUGUUUCAAAAUGCUGGCAUUGUUGUUGACGGUUAUAUGGGUGCUCACAAUCCUCCCGGUGGUUUUAAAUCAGUGGAUAUUGCAAUUUGUACCAUUGAAAAAGCUAACAAUCUUGUUAACAGACUUAUGGAAGAAAAGCGUUUGAAUGAACUCGGCAUUCUAGUUGUGGAUGAGUUACAUAUGCUAGGAGACUAUGGUAGAGGCUACCUUUUAGAACUAUUGCUCACCAAGCUUUUAUACAAUUGUAAGAAGAAUAACAUAAGUAUUCAAAUCAUUGGAAUGAGUGCUACAUUGCCUAAUUUAGACGUUUUAGCAUUUUGGCUCAAUUCUGAGCUAUAUCGUACGGAUUUUAGACCAGUCCCUUUGCAAGAGAGAUUUAAAGUUGGCAAUGUUAUUUAUGAUGCUAAAACUAAAGAGGUGUGUCGAGAGUUGAAUCCUGGGAGCUUACAUUUUGCAGGUGAUUCUGACCAUUCUGUUUAUUUUGCUCUUGAAACAAUUGCUGCUGGCCAUGGAGUAUUAAUAUUUUGUCCUUCAAAGAAUUGGUGUGAAAAUCUUGCUACUAGUAUUGCAAAAGCAAUUUUUAACAUUGGACGACCAUCUGCUACAUCUGAUGAUAAUCCACAGAAGGAAAAUAUGGGCAAAAAAUUAAGGGAGUAUUUAAAAGGACCUCCAUUGAAUGAUAUUUUACAACAGCUUAAAAGUUCACCUGCUGGUCUGGAUUCUGUACUUCGUUUAACAGUGCCAUUUGGAGUGGCUUACCAUCAUGCAGGAUUAACAUUUGAUGAACGAGAUAUUGUCGAAGGUGGUUUUAGGCAAGGUAUUAUAAAAGUUUUGGUUGCAACUUCAACUUUAUCCUCAGGCGUCAAUCUUCCGGCCAGGAGAGUUAUAAUUCGUUCACCUCUGUUCUGUGGCUCUCCAAUUGAUGUAUUAAGCUACAAGCAAAUGGUUGGAAGAGCUGGUAGGAAAGGAAUUGAUGAAGAAGGGGAAAGCAUUUUAUUGUGCAAAGAAGCAGAAAAAAAAGUAGCACUUUCAUUAGUCAGCUCAGAAUUGAGGCCAGUCAGAUCUUGUCUUAUCUCUGCACAAAAUUCUUUGCAUUCAAGCUUAAAACGUGCAUUAAUUGAAGUAAUUGCAAGUGGGGUAGCAAGCACUCGUGAUGAAGUGCUACAGUAUGCAUCUUGUACAUUGUUGUGUGCUGCAAUUGCGAAAGAAAGUGAGGAUAGCACUGAUAACACAUUGGAAAGUUCAAUUGAUAAAUGUUUAAAUUAUCUUGUUGAUAAUGAUAUAAUUUUUAAACAUGAAGAUUUAGGGAAUGGUUUAACAAAAAUAACAUACAAACCAAGUCAACUUGGAAUGGCUAUGCUUGCUUCUGGUUUUUCACCUGAUGAUGCUUUGAGAAUUUUAAAAGAAUUACAAUUGGCUCGUCGAAAUUUUGUUUUAGAAAAUGAUUUACAUAUUUUAUAUGAGGUGACUCCUCCGUACCUCAGUGAUCAGAUGGGAUCCUUCAAUUGGAUGCAUUUCUUGUCUAUUUGGGAGGAGCUUCCCGAGGAAUACAAAAGAGUUGGUGAAUUAGUUGGUGUUCAAGAAUCCUUCAUAGGGUUAGGCGUUCAAGGCAGGAUUAACAGAAAUUCUCCUAAAACUGCACAAAAAGUUGCUAUUCAUCAAAGGUUUUAUGCAGCAUUAGCACUAAAUGAUCUCAUUCAAGAAUUGCCUUUGUCUGUAGUUUCAGAAAAAUAUGAUUGCUCUCGUGGUAUCCUACAGUCUUUGCAGCAGUCCACUUCCACUUUUGCAGGAAUGCUUACAAUAUUUUGCAGUCGAUUGAAGUGGCACAAUUUGGAGCUACUUUUUUCGCACUUCCAACGUCGAGUGCAUUUUGGUAUACAACAAGAGUUAUGUGAUUUAGUGAGACUGUCAACUUUGAAUGCCCAGAGAGCCAGAGCAUUGUAUAAUGCUGGAUAUGAAACAGUAGCAUCAUUAGCUAGUGCCUCUCAAGAAGACAUAACUCUACUUUUGUGUAACAUGGGUUCCUUUGAAAGUGCUAAACAAUUAGAUGGAGAUCUUGCUCAAGAAGCUUUAGAACGUUAUGAAACUAAACGAAUUAGAAUUACUGGAAAAGAAGGAGUUUGUGAAAAAGAAGCUGCUCAUUUAAUCAUUCAAGAAGCUCGACACUUUAUUAAGCAGGAGUUAGGAAUUGAUAAAAUAUCUUGGGGUAACUUGAAUAAUCAUCUAAUCAAGCAAAGUGAAAGUUCUAUAAGUAACUCAUCUAGUGAUGAAAUCAUUGUCUCAGAAAACACUCAUUACAAAGAAAUAACCUCUGCAAAUCCUAUCAAUGAUAAUAAAAUUACUGAAGCUGUAGAUUUAUUAAAGACAUCAGAAAUAUUAGAUAAUUCUAAAUCUUCAAUUAAAUGUAAUAGCUUAAAUGAUGAGAGUGUUUGUGUAAAUGAUUCUCGACUUCAGAUUGUAUCACCAGUUCCAGAAAAACUUUCUUCUGUUAAAAAUGAAACUAUACCUCUUCGGGAAAGUGAUGAUUCUAGAAAAAGUUUAUCAUUUCUCCUGCAUGAAUUGAAUGAAACAUAUGUGAGUCAAAAUGAAUUGAAUUUAAAGACUAAUAUCACAACUGAAGGAACAUUUAAACCAAAUCUGGAUAGGAAUAUUACUGACUUUAAAACCCAUUGUAAAAAUCAAACAGAAAUUGAAAAUGUGUUCGAUUCAUUAAAUCUCGAAACAGAAGAUGCAGUUAAAAAUAUUUCUUUUAGUGAGUUUCUUCUGUCUCAAACAUGUGAAAUUGGUGAUAUUUACUUUGCCCAAACUUCUAUUUGUGAUGAUAAAACAAAAGCUAUUGAAAAAAAUUUAUCUGGUGUUGCUGAUUUUGAAGAUGAUUUUAUAGAUAGUUCUGUAAAAGUUAAUAAUAUUACUUUAGAAAAAACAUCUCUAAAGAAUUCUAGAAAACUGUCUUUUGUGAAAAAUAAACAAAACAUUGGAGAUAGCUUUAUUAAUGAUUUAGGAAUGGAUUGUAUGGCUGAAAGCUUUUCCUUUAAUUUUCAAAACUCUUUCAAGCAGCCUUUAAACUAUUCACUUAGUAUAGAAGAAGAAAAUCAUGAGAAUAACAAAAAUAUUUGUGAUUUAAAAAAUAAAACUAUUACGUCAAAAAUAAUGACAAAUGUACAAACUCAUAGUACUCCAAAACAGGAUGCAGAACGUGAUAGUAAUACUCUAAGCGUGUCGAGAAUAUCUGAUGUAUGCCAUAAUCGAAAUCAACACUUAGAGAAUGUAUCAAAUAGAACAAAAGUCAACCAAUGCAAAAUAAAUAAUUCUUGCAAUUCUCAACUCCAUUCUGAUAAAGAAUUGACUGUGAAUGAAACUAGUGGAGAUAUUUUUGAAUCGGAUGAUAGCUUUGUUGCUAAAUGCUUCAAUGUAGAAAAUAAAACCGUAACAAUUGAUAUUGUUCCUAAUGAUAAAAAGUCAACUUCUGAAACUAGUACUGAUUUAUUUGAUGAGGAUUGCUUAGAAAAUGUGUGCAAAUCAUUUUCAUUUGAUGAAAAUGAAUCUAAGAAAACAUCCGAUGUCUACACAGGAUGUAUUAAUAUUUCUCAAAAAUGUGCACCUGAACAUCCUUCUUUACCUCUUUCUGCUCUUUCAAAAAGAUUAAGUGCUAGUACUAGAACACCAUCUUCUGAUCCCUUAAAAAAGCCAAAAAUUAGUGCAUCUAGUUCUCCUGUUCCACUUCAUCCUAAACACAGUGCUAUUGAAGAAAAUAAAAAGGACAUUAGUAAUGUUGCUAUAAAUAAGCUUGAACAUUCCAAAACAGUCGAUCAGUUAUGUUGUAACAAAAAGGAAGAUAAUUCUUUGAAACUAGAAAAUCAUUCUAAAUUUUGGACAUCUUGGGGAUCUUCUGAAUCAUUUUCUGAAAUAAAACAUGAAACUAUUCCAGUUUUGAUAGAAAAUGAUUCCAAUAAAGAUGAUGAUCCAGUAAAUAAGAAUGUAGACCAAAUUUCUUCAUUUAUUCUGGAUUCGGUUGAUAAUGACCUAUUUGAUAGCUCUGCUUUAAAUUGUGUGUCUCACACUCCAGACGAUAAAAAACGUGAAAAUACAUUUUUCUACAAAAGUACUGCUUCUACAGCUCAAAUAAAUUGUUGCACUGAGGAGUUUAGCAAAAACAAGAAAGUUAAUAGUUCAUCACUUGCAACAAACAUUGGCAAUAUUUCGAAAUUAUUCAACAAAAUAAACGACCUACCAUCUUUUGAAACCGUAGAUAUUUCGGAUUCAGAAAUAAUCCCGUUUUUGAAAAAAUUAGCUGAAGUUCCGAACUUUGCUCUUUCAGUUGCAUGUGAAAAACUAGAAGAGAAACGAAACGUUAUAGGACCUCCUAAUCUGUCAGGUGACAGAAAUACACAUACUGAAAAGAAUUGCUGUAUCAUAAAUCCAGAUAUAAUUGUUAGAGGGAUUUCUAUAUGUUGUGGUGGUCCAUCUUUUUACAUUAGAAUUUCAAAUGACCUUGAAAGUUCCUCUUUCAUGGAGGUAAAGGAUAAAAUUAAAGUUCUACAACAGUUUUUUCACAGUCAACUGAAAAAUGGAACUUUGAUUAUUUAUAACUUAAUUAAUUAUUACAAAAUAUUAUGGCAAGGGUGCAAUAUUUGCUUAAAUCUUAGCAAGGAUAUUUCGUAUCUUGAUCCAUCUAUAGCUGCAUGGUUGCUUGAUCCAUCACUAGGUUUUGUGUCUUUGGAAGAUUUAACUCAUAGAUAUCUGCCCAAUUCAACUUAUUAUAUGCAAAAUCAGGACAAUAAAAUUAAUUUGGGAUCAAAUUAUUGGAGUUCUGUAUCUGGAAAACAAAGAUCUUCUACUGAAGCCAAUAUUUUAUAUCAUUUGAUGGUCAAGAUUAUGAAAGACCUUCAAAAUCAAAAGUUGUACAACUGUUUUAAAAACAUAGAAAUGCCAUCUGCGUUAUCUUUGGCUAAAAUGGAGCAAAAUGGAUUAGGGUUUGAUUAUGACCUUGCAGCUGCAUAUUUGCAAGACUUACAGAAAAAACAAAAAGAUGUUUUGGACAAAUCCUAUCAGAUAGCUGGGAGACGAUUUAAUAUAUCAUCUUCAAGGGAUAUAUCUAGGAUUUUAUUUAAGGAACUAAAACUAAACAUUGAUCUAGCACCUGACAGCCCUAAAAUUCAAAGACAUUUAGGUAUUGGUUCCACUGCUCGUAGUAGGAAGCUUCCACCUGAGCUCAAAACCAACAAAGAAUGUUUGGAAAAAAUAAUGCAUUUACAUCCUCUUCCAAAAGCAAUUCUUGAUUGGAGAAGACUCUCUUUUGCCACAACAAAAGUGUUAAUGCCUUUGUUGAGAAAAAAUAAAUUUGAUUCAUGUUUUCAAAUGAAUCGAUUAUACAGCAACUGUUACAUUUACACAUUAACUGGAAGAGUGCACAUGCAUAACCCCAAUUUGCAGUUCAUUCCAAAAGAUUUCAACAUUGAAAAUAAUGUCAAUGUAGUUUCUGAUAAUAAAGAAAAUACCGAUGACGAUAUCCAUUGCAGCGAAGAAGAUAUUUCUCAGUUUGGUGUGAGCUUAAGAAACCUCUUUAUUCCUACAAAAGGAAGUGUUUUGUUAGCUGCAGAUUAUUCUCAGUUGGAACUCCGAAUAUUAGCUCAUUUGUCGGGUGAUAAGCAGCUAUUAACUUCCCUCAAUUCAGGAGAUGAUGUUUUUAAAAAAAUAGCAUCUGUUUGGAAAGAUGUACCGUUGAAAUCUGUUACAAAAGAAAUAAGGGAGCAGGCAAAAAAAAUAUGCUAUGGUAUAAUAUAUGGAAUAAGUGCCAAAACUUUAGCUCAGCAUUUGAAAUGCACUGAAGAAGAAUCCAUUGUUUUUAUGAAAACUUUCAAAAUCUCUUACCCAAGCCUUGACAGUUAUUUUCAGUCUGUCAUUAAUAACUGUUCAACAAAUGGAUAUAUCACAACAAUUACCCAACGUCGUCGGUAUUUGCCAUCAAUAAGAAAUUCAAGUAAAUCACAGAGAGCACAAGCUGAGCGACAAGCAAUUAAUACUACUAUUCAAGGAUCAGCUGCUGAUUUAAUUAAAGCUGCAAUGGUUAAAAUUGAAUAUGAAUUGAAUAAAGCUUUUCCAGAAGUUUCAUAUCCUCUAUCUUCUAUAAAAAGUAACAAUUCUCCCAAACGUAAAAGAAGCCCAAAUACCUUUCGAGGAGGGUUCUUAGUUUUACAAAUGCAUGAUGAACUCAUAUAUGAAGUCAAUGAAAAGGAUUUAAAAACAGUCAUUAAAAUUGUGAAAAGAGGUAUGGAAGAAACUACAAAACUAUCUGUUAAGUUGCCUGUACAAAUUCGCACUGGGCCAACUUGGGGUUCAAUGAAAGAUUACUCUUGACAAAUCCUUUAAAAAAAAUUUAAGUAAUCAAUUACUUUUACUCACACAUAUAGAAUAGUUUUUUUUCAUUAUUUUAUACUAUAGGGCAAAAUUAAAAAAUCUUGCUAUUGACCGGUGGUCAGUUGUACAUUUUUAAUAGUGCUAAAACAUGUUACUUUUUUAAAAAUUGAAAAGUGUUGAUAUUAUUAAGGCAAUUCUUUUAAAGCAUUCCUCAAAAUAUAGUAAACAAAUUACAAGGUUGAUUUCUGAAAUGUAGAAGUAUUUUAAAAACAAAUGUGAAAUAAAGUAAUUCUAAGAAUAUUACAAAAUAUCCAUUAUACAAAUUUUGUAUUCAUUAAUUAAAUGCAUAUGGUAUGACUGGCAGAUAAUUUUUCAAUCACAAUUUGUUAUGUUCAGUUGCCCUGUGGGUGGUGACGACCUUUAAUUUUGCCCUAUAUUGUAUAAAUCUUGUGAUAUUAAAUCAUCAAUCAUUUUACUCAAAACUUAUUUAUUUUGUUGAUUGAUAGACUUAUUGAAGUAAAUUUUUGCAUUUGUGCUAAUUGACUAACUUAUGAUGAACUAUUACUUGUUUUUUCCUUAUUAUUAUCUGUGAUAUUGGAAUGUAAGAAAUAUAUAUUGUACAUAUUUUGAAAUGAAUGCAUAAUUAUGUGUAUAAAAGUUAUUUUUUACAAAAUGUGUUUAAAAUCUAUAUUCAUAACAUAAAC